AUGGGGCUGGAGCGCGGCCGACGAGCCUGUCUUGCACUCACGCUGAACUUUGUGGCUUUCGCGCUGGCCGUCUCGGCGGUCACCACCCCCUACUGGUGCGAGGGCACGCGCAAGGUGGUCAAGCCCUUCUGCGAGGGGCCUGUGACCACGGUCAAGCAGUCCUACUGCAUCCGCUUCAACAGCUCCAAUCUCAACGACAGCCGGCAGGUGCAGUACAUCUACGAGACGGGCGAAGACAAGUUCCUCAUGAGGAAGUUCCACACGGGCAUCUGGUUCUCUUGCGAGCAGGCCGUCAACAAUAUCGGCUUCACUUGUCGAGACUUUUCAGAGAUUGCACCUGAACGGGAGCGAGGAGUGCUGUGGCUUUGCAUUGUAGCAGAGUGUCUGUACAUCUCACUGCUGUUCAUAGGCGGAGCCCUCAUGUCUAUCGAGAUGUUCCACUGCUGCAACAUGAUGAAUAGGCUCAAACUGAAUGCCUUUGCGGCCCUGUGUACAGCCUUGUCAGGUCUCUUUGGGAUGGUGGCUCACAUGAUGUUCACAACAGCCUUCCAGCUGGCGGUCAUGAUUGGUCCGGAGGACUGGAGACCCAAGACGUGGGACUACAGCUGGUCCUACCUUUUGGCAUGGGCAUCCUUCGCCACCUGCAUGGGCUCGGCGGUGACGGCGUUGAACCGCUACACAAAGACCAUCAUCGAGUUCAAGUUUAAGCGGAAGCACAUCGAGAAGAACCUGCGCAUCAAGCAGAAACUGCUGGAGCUGGACCUGCCCGACCAGCUGCAGGUGUGGGACAUGUACCUGCCCCCUGGACCCGCGCUGGACGUGCCAGGUCCCGAGCCGUCGUCGCCGCCACCACACCUGCCCAGCGCCAAUGGCUUCAAGCCUCCCAGUGGCCAGUCUGACCUGCUCGACCUGGACCUGAACGGCGACAUGGAGCUCCCAGGAGAGGAGGAAUACUUCUGA
Molecule: messenger RNA, 960 nt
Organism: Alosa alosa (allis shad)
Lineage: Eukaryota; Metazoa; Chordata; Actinopteri; Clupeiformes; Clupeidae
Product: germ cell-specific gene 1-like protein
Exons: 5
Coding region: 1-960 (319 amino acids)
Cellular component (GO): plasma membrane
Source: RefSeq, a predicted model, not a curated record